CCCUGCAAACACGACGCCACCAGACGCCUCCUCGCUCGCCGCUCUCGCGCUUUCGUGCAACUAUGUUGAUAUGAGCCGGUGAAAUUUCGCUUGCUGCAACGAUGUUCAUUACUAGCCUCGCGUGUAAAGUUGUACUGUGUCUUUUACACGCCUGUCUAUACGCCUUGGACGUAAUUUUUACGUUGAAACACAAGCUACUUCAUCGGUUAAAGUACUCGAGUGUGCAUGAUGCAAAGUUCGCCGACGCGAAACUUGUGUGCUCCUCCUCGAGUGCUCUCCCCGACAUGGACUUGCUGCAGAAGGUUCCCAAGCACAUAGCCGUUUUAAUCGGCGAACACGACAUCUCGUAUCGAGAUGCCGCAAAUCUCGUAGUGUGGUGUUUGUUUGCCGGAAUACCGCACGUAACUCUCUACGAUGUAGAAGGGGCAUUGAAAGAGAACUUCGCCAGACUCUACAAGGAGAUCUCAAGGAGCCAAGUCGAACACUUUGGAUGCGACAGCCGCUGCAAAGUCGUGCUACACGUGAAGGGCCAGGGAUUUCCAGAAAAGAAUGGUCAAAGGAAUGGCUACAAGCAGCACAUAAACGUGCACCUUGCAAGCAGCGAUGAUGGCCGACCACACCUGGCGAGCGUAGCUCGCACUUUUUGCGAAGCUGUGGAGAGAAAAGAGAUGGCACCCAGUGAUAUUACUCCUUAUUUAAUACAGCGAGAGCUGGGAGAUGUUCCUGACCCUGAAUUGUUGCUGAGGUGUGGUUGUGUACACAGCCUGCUGGGUUACCCACCGUGGCAGAUUCGGCUCACAGAGAUUGUCACUCUGCCAACUCAUCACAACCUCCGGCUUUCGGAGUUCUUGGAAGCACUUGCCAAGUACAACAAGAGGGAACAGCGCUUCGGGAAGUAACUGUGAUACAAGAGGAGCGCAAUUGUUCUUCACCCAAGUUGGCUAUCCUCUCUCUCAUCGUCAAUAAUCCAUUUCCCCAGUGAUGAGAUGCUCCGUUGUAGACGAGCAACACACCAAGUCUUCCUUUUAGUGUAUGUUACUUAAGUUUUAUUAAUUUGGAUGCUUCUGUAUUGCUUGAAAGGUUUUUCUGUUUCAAUCUCUCGCCUCCAAAGAGACUUGCCCAUGAUGUGAGAUGAGCCUUUUCAGGCGUACAAGAUUCCAUGGGCGGUUAGAAUGAUUUUACCGGUAAUGAAUAUCUACAAUUUUUUGCCAUACGAGUGGGCAGGGGCUAGUUAAGUACAAGAUGGCCACAUUAUUUGGCCCAGCUGGAAAAUGUUGUAAAUAAAUAUAAUUUGGAUGCUUCAUUCACUGCCCAGAAGUGAAAGUUCAUUUUUUGUUCAUUGCCUAAAAUGCCUUGCUUUUGACAUAACAUGAGCUUCCCAGAUGCAGGUUCACACGGGCAGGAAACAAAGGUUUGACCAAUAUGGGAAGCUGAAAUUUUUUGGGGGGGAGGGCCCUAUAAAAUGGUCAUUGUUAUAUGGCGUUACUGAAAAGUGCUGUAAAUAAAUGUUUUCCACAUGUUG
Molecule: messenger RNA, 1522 nt
Organism: Rhipicephalus sanguineus (brown dog tick)
Lineage: Eukaryota; Metazoa; Arthropoda; Arachnida; Ixodida; Ixodidae
Product: dehydrodolichyl diphosphate synthase complex subunit nus1
Exons: 5
Coding region: 102-899 (265 amino acids)
Cellular component (GO): endoplasmic reticulum membrane; dehydrodolichyl diphosphate synthase complex
Molecular function (GO): ditrans,polycis-polyprenyl diphosphate synthase [(2E,6E)-farnesyl diphosphate specific] activity
Source: RefSeq, a predicted model, not a curated record